Molecule: messenger RNA, 5018 nt
Organism: Stylophora pistillata
Lineage: Eukaryota; Metazoa; Cnidaria; Anthozoa; Scleractinia; Pocilloporidae
Product: exportin-2
Biological process (GO): protein export from nucleus; protein import into nucleus
Cellular component (GO): cytosol; nuclear envelope
Molecular function (GO): small GTPase binding; nuclear export signal receptor activity
Source: RefSeq, a predicted model, not a curated record
GAAAAUUUGAAAUAAACGUAUAAUUUUCCUGGUGUGAUUAGGAAAGCUCUUUCCCAUAAUAUCCGGGCAUAAAACACCUCUUUUGAAAGGUUAAGAUCGAUUUUUGCUGUUUCUGGUGCUGCUUGAAGAUGACAGAUGCGAACGCUUUGCUGGCUCUCAAUCUGAAAAAUACUUUAUCAUUUGAAACGAACAUUCGGAAACAAGCUGAGAAGUAUCUUGAGACAGUGGAAGGAAGUAGUGGUUACAAUGUUCUACUACUGGGUAUUGUGAAUGACGGUAAUGAGGAUGAAUUGAUCAGAGUGGCUGCUGCAAUCGCUUUCAAGAACAGUGUAAAGCGAAACUGGAGAAUUAUUCCUGACGAACCAAACAAGAUUAAUGAUGCUGACAGGGAAACAAUCAAAAGAGAGAUUGUUGAGUUGAUGCUUAGAAGUCCUGAAAAGCUCCAGAAGCAGCUUAGUGAUGCAGUCAGUGUGAUUGGCAGAGAGGAUUUCCCUCACAAGUGGACAAAUUUAUUACCGGAGCUUGUGGCCAAAUUCAAACAAGGUGAUUUUCACCAAAUCAAUGGAGUUCUACAGACAGCUCAUUCACUAUUUAAAAGGUAUCGUCAUGAAUUCAAGUCCCAGGAACUGUGGACUGAGAUCAAGUUUGUGUUGGAGAGGUUUGCAGAACCAAUGACAAAUCUCUUUGAGGCAAUCAUGGAAGAAGCUAACAGAUGUGGAGGUGACUUGGCCAAGCUAAAGGACAUUCUUAGCUCCAUCCUGCUCAUUUGUAAAGUGUUCUACAGUCUUAAUUUUCAGGACUUGCCUGAACACUUUGACGAAAACAUGGAAAAGUGGAUGAAAAACUUUCUCAUUCUUCUAACAACAGACAGCAAGCAGCUACAAGUUGAGGACACAGAGGAAGCUGGUCCAUUAGAUCUAAUUAAGUCACAAAUCUGUGACAAUGUAGCUUUGUAUGCUCAAAAGUAUGAUGAAGAUUUUGAGAACUACUUGCCAAAGUUUGUGGAAGCUAUUUGGAACCUGCUUGUGAGCACGGAGAAAACAGCAAAACAUGACAUUGUUAUUAGUAAUGCUAUUGGAUUUUUGGCAUCAGCAGCAGAGAGAAAUCAAUAUAAAUAUCUCUUUGAAAAACAAGAAACCUUAGAAAGUAUAUGUGCAAAUGUUGUUUUACCGAAUGUGGAAUUUAGAGAGGAAGAUGAAGAAGUGUUUGAAGACAAUCCAGAAGAGUACAUCAGAAGAGACAUCGAGGGCUCAGAUGUAGACACCAGGCGUCGUGCAGCCUCUGAUCUUGUACGUGGACUAUGCAAAUUCCAUGAGCAACGUGUCAUUGAAAUAUUCUCUGGCCAUGUUGUGUCUAUGCUACAGCUUUAUCAAGCAGAGAGUGGGAAUAACUGGAAAGCCAAAGAUGCUGCAAUCUUCCUUGUUACAUCACUUGCAAGCAAGAAACAAACUGCUAAGCAUGGAACAACACAAGCAAGUGAACUUGUGAAUUUGCAGAGCUUUUUUGCUGAACAUAUUUUGCCAGAGCUACAGAUCAAAAAUGUUGAUGAACAUCCAGUACUAAAGGCUGACUCCAUCAAAUAUAUUAUCAUCUUCAGAAAUAUGCUUUCUCCUGAACUAAUUGUGGGAUGCCUGCCACUCCUUGUGAAGCACCUAAAGGCCAAGAGCCAUGUUGUACAUAGCUAUGCUGCACACUGCCUGGAGAAGAUCUUUACACUCAAGAAUCCUCAGGGAAAAGCUCUACUUGGAAAGGUUGAUGUGCAGCCAAAUUUAGAAGAGAUGCUAUCAAAUCUGUUUCAUUUGCUGAAAGUCCCAGGCUCACAGGAGAAUGAAUAUGUCAUGAAAGCAAUUAUGAGGUCAUUUUCCCUUCUCCAGGAAGCCAUCUUACCUUACUAUGCUGUGUUAAUUGCUGAUUUGGCAUCUAAACUGGCCCUAGUUAGCAAGAACCCAAGCAAACCACAGUUUAAUCACUAUCUCUUUGAGGCCAUCUGCUGUGCUAUCAGAGUAAUAUGCAAAGCAGAUCCAUCAGCUGUGGCAGGAUUUGAGAAAAUGCUGUUUCCUGUGGUUCAAGAAAUUCUUACAAAUGAUGUAACAGAGUUUCUCCCAUAUGUGUUCCAAGUGUUGUCAUUGUUACUGGAAAUUCGACAUGAAAUUUCUGAGCCUUACAUGGAGCUGUUUCCUCUUCUUCUCUCAACAGUUCUCUGGGAAAGAAAUGGAAACAUACCACCACUGGUCCGUUUGCUUCAAGCCUAUAUUGAAAAGGGAAGCAAAACUAUUGUGGAAACAAAGAAAGAGAUGGGCAUGCUAGGUGUUUUUCAAAAGCUUAUUGCAUCAAAGAGCAAUGAUCAUGAAGGAUUUUAUCUGAUAGGGAGUAUGGUGGAUCACUUUGACCCGUCUUCCUUGGUGCCACACAUAAAGUCUGUGUUUCUCAUCCUAUUUCAGAGGUUGCAGAGUUCAAAAACUACCAAAUUUGUCAAAGGUUUGCUGGUGUUUUUCUGUCUUUAUGCUGCUAAAAGUGGUGGAGAAGCACUGUUGAACACCAUAGACUCCAUUCAGGAAGGACUUUUUGGGAACUUUGUCGAGAAAGUUCUUAUCGCUGAUGUGCGGAAGGUAUCAGGGAGUUCAGAAAAGAGGAUCUGUGCUGUGGGAAUAACAAAGCUUCUUACAGAUUGUCCUAAAUUUCUAGAAACUUAUAGCCAUUUUUGGAUCCCAUUGUUACAAGUUUUGAUUGAAUUCUUUGAGUUACCUGAAGAUGAUUCAAUCCCUGAUGAUGAGCACUUUAUAGAAAUUGAAGACACACCAGGCUAUCAGACAGCUUACUCGCAACUGGCAUUUGCGGGAAAGAAGGAGAGAGACCCAUUUUCUGGUAUGAUUCCCGAUGCUAAAGUCUUCCUUGCACAGUCACUGCAGAAACUAGCAUCAAGACACCCUGGAAAGAUAAACACCAAGAUCACAUCUGAGCUUCAUGCAGAUGCACAGGGAUUCCUGCAGAAAUAUCUUCAAGAAGCUGGUGUCAGCCUGGGAUGAACAAGAUCUCCUGCUGUUCCACAUUUGAUAUGAAACCAAGAAAAAGAAAAAAACACUAGAAAAGGUUAAUUUACAUUAUGAUCAUAGGAUGGUAAGAAAUUUGUUCAGAAGUGUAACUGCAUUUCUUUAGCUUUACUGAGAUUCAAAUAGUUGGUAGCAACUUUAGAGGUGGUAAAUACUAUCUAAGCUGAUAUUUCCAAGCCAACAGAGGUUGUGGGGUUAUGUGGGCCUUCUGGAAGUUACAAAUUACCAAAACAAUUUUUGUCCUACAUCACCCAAAAAAAAAUUAUAUGAAAACUAUCGAACUAUCUAAUAAUUUUAAGAAACUUCCCAAAAUCCUCUAAGUCAUCUAAUUCAGUGUAGUACCUUGACAAAACUACACAUUGACAAUCCUUGGUUUACACUGUGUCAAUCUGUAAAAAGUGAUGUUUUUCUUCUAGAUUGUUUAGAUAUGGAUAUGUUAAGGACAGACUAAAUUUUGAGAUAAACAAAUUGAAGUUAUAUUGUACUACCAGCAGACAGGCUUGUUAUGCCAGAAACCAUGAUUGGUUUAGUUACCGAUAACUCUCAUGGUGACUGGUUUUCAAUCAUUCCUGGGUUCCAUUUCAAUUCUGAGGAAUUAAGUUGGAAUAUCCAGCUGAUUUGCCAUAUGUGUAACUUAGUCUCUUAAGAUGGAAGUUUUGACUAUGUAUAGUUAUGAUAUGUUAUCUUGAACGUGUACUGUACAGCUAACAUAGAUAUUUGAGAUAAUAAAAAGCUUUGUGUCAUCAAACUUAUGUUCUAGGGUGACAUUUGAACUAGUUUCUUUAAUCAGGUUCACACAUGCCACUAGUGUGGAGAGGGGUUUCUUGGUGUUGUAGAUAAGAUAAUGUUUAGCUAUUGCUUUGUGAUGUGGUUAUUGAUCAAGGGUCCAAAGUUGAUCAAUUUUGUCGAACAGCCCUGGGAAUUACGAAGAAACUAGCUUACAGUGCAGUUAUAAAUAGGUCUAGGAUCUUCCCCUUUUCUCUCCCUUUCUCGUAUUUCUUGCCUACCAUAUAUUUUCAUGUCAGAUAUGAAGGGAGGGGGUAGGGAUAGUGUCCCAGAUUCUAUAUCAAGAUGUCUGUAUGUGAGCCCUGUUUCAGUCAUUGUGUUGGAUACUUGGGUAAGAGACUCUAGUUACUGUGACCAUAGACAGAAAUGGGUUCCAAAAAACUACCAGUGAGGGACAUAAAAAAAAAGACUCCCAUCCAGAAGGAAUAGUGAGUAACGUACUGGUCAAUGUCUACCAAUAACAGGCCACCACUGUAGAAUUUUGUAAUUUCUGACGUACACCUGUACAAUUUUCCAUUUAAAGUGUUGUCAAGUUACACUAUAACAGCUCUAAAUCUUCUCACAACUUCCAAGCACAUUUUGACUAAAACAAGAGUAGUCACCAUGGCUGAAAAAGGGGAAUGGGUUGGAGGGUAAAGAUCCCUUGAGGAAUUAUCCAUGGACAUUUAUGACAUGGUUAAUCUUUUAUAUCCAGUACGUUCAUUUGGAAUGUCCCCAGAAAUUUCCUCCCUUUCCUCGAUAUUCUAUCAAGAUCUACUGGCUGUUAUGGGUAUUCUCUCCACCUUUCCUGGAUAUGGUAUUGAUAGUGUGGGGAUAAGUUACAUAUCACAUCGAGGAGUUAAUAGAGGUUGAAAGACUCUUGACAAUGUGAACUUUAUGGGUUGAUAAUCCAAAGAAAACUAUUCCUAAUACUUUUUACAGCUUUGUAUCCUCUGAAUUAUGAAAGCAUACAAUCGAUAAUUCAGUUGAAAUCGUGAACACCUUAUUAACAUAUUUAACACGAGAAGAGGAUUAACUCGUUCGUUCACUCACAUUUAACUAUAUAGUAUUUGAUUCACAAUUUUGGUGAUCACACAUGUAUUGUCUAAAAAAAAUAUUGUCCUUUGGGUCGUCUGAUUAAGAUCUGCGAUCAAGCCAAAACUUCGCCAAGGAAAGCUUCUUACUAAAGGGCACAAGAAAGAA